AUGAUGCUGUUCCUCAGUCAGCCGUACCGGAAGAUCUCGGUGCACAAGGUGAAGAUGUUCAAGAAGUUCAAGAAAAUCGAGUUACAAGCAGGCGAGUCGAAAGACAUCGGCAGCGGACUCAAGAGAAUCGUCGAGGACAACAACUACGUGGUGGUCAUCAAGCCGGGCACGUGGUGCGAUGUGUACGGAAAUAUGACGAAUCCGCUGUGCGCGGAGUUUACUAUUGACACGAGCAGCGGUGCAGGCACUGCCCGGAAAAGCUGA
Phytophthora sojae is the source of this 264-nucleotide messenger RNA. RefSeq lists its product as hypothetical. Lineage: Eukaryota; Oomycota; Peronosporomycetes; Peronosporales; Peronosporaceae. The record is from RefSeq and is a predicted model, not a curated record. The coding region runs from base 1 to 264 and encodes 87 amino acids. The transcript has 2 exons.